Molecule: messenger RNA, 4730 nt
Organism: Paecilomyces variotii
Lineage: Eukaryota; Fungi; Ascomycota; Eurotiomycetes; Eurotiales; Thermoascaceae
Product: putative DNA damage repair protein
Exons: 2
Coding region: 31-4518 (1495 amino acids)
Biological process (GO): DNA damage checkpoint signaling; positive regulation of transcription by RNA polymerase II
Cellular component (GO): nucleus
Molecular function (GO): histone binding
Source: RefSeq, a predicted model, not a curated record
CCAAGAUUGUGUGGCCCAGGAGGCCAUGGCAUGUUGCGUGUUAUUGUGCCUGACUUGAGGUCCAAAUCAGCUAUGGAGUCUCAGGGAGACAGCAUCGAUAUUUCGCAGCUGAAGCGAGCUGCCUUGGGGUUGGUUGAGAAUGAGAAAUCUCAGACACAUUUAGACGCAGUGGAAAAUACUGAGGAACUUCUUCAAGAGGAUAAGAGGGGAGAUAUCCGGGGCGAAAAGUAUGAUGAAAAAUAUCCUCGAUCGGAUGAAUACGAGGACGGUGUUGCAAAGCCACGAUCAACAUCCGACAUUACUGAUAAGAGAACCUUGUCCGGCGCAGAGCCCGCAGAGAGUGACAGCGCAGGCCCAGCAGCGCAUUCACAGAUUUUGGACCAAAGUGGUUCUUCAACUGCUGCACCGGAACCGUCCAAAAUGAGCUCAGCAGACAGUGCACCAGGAGAUACGCAGCCCGUGUCCCAAUCUGUCUUUGACAGUAUUCUGAAGCAGAGCAGAUACUCCCAAAGACAAAGUGAUGGAGAUGCAAUGGAUAUCGACACAGGAGCAGACGGAGCUACACUAGCCACUUUGCACGAAGGAGACACCGGCCAUGUGGAUCUGCUGUCAGGGUUUGGAGAAACUCAAGUCGCCAACAAUACUUCCGACCAUGAAGAAGAAACAGGCUCGAAGGUCGGAGUGUCGUCGCCGUUGCAUUAUCAACCUAAUCUCUUCCCGGAGUCACAGCGGUUUCUAACCUCAACACCGGCGACGGCGAAGAAACAGGCAGACCAGCCACGUCUAUCCGCUACGACACCGUCCUUGCCGCGGAAUCCGAUCGCGCCAGAUGUUGAAUCUAGCGGUGGUAUCAUGGCUCUUAGUCAAGUGUUUCAAGCAACCCAAGCUCCAUCGUCGCCCUUCGUCAACGAUCUGCCGUCAGGCCCCAUGUCCGACAGACCGUCACCGAAUAUCCCCAUCCAGAACCGUCCAGUAGUGGGAUCUACCUCGUCGCCAUUCAAAGCCCCUCGGUCGUCCCUUCGUCGUGGAUAUACAGAGCCGCAGUUGAAUUAUAUCUCGAUGAAAGAGUCACAGGAAAAGCGAGACAAACUCCUAGAGGAGCGAAGGACGAAGUCGGCUGAAAAUAUCUUCUCCGGUGACCAGAGUGACGAUGAUUUCGAUAAAGAACCCAGCUUCGUUGAACGUCUAAAUCGUCAAAGGAGAAUUGAUGAGGAAACCAUGGUGCAAUUAGCCAAUCUUACUGCUCCUGCACGACCAGCUCCUAACAAGCGAGGCCAGCAGUCAUUUGUGCCUAGGUCACCUGUCAGUGGGGGUACAGCGAAGCGAAGUAUCGACGUUACGGGAUACAUCCAGGAUGGUGAGACUCAAGGUUCUACAAUGGUCUUUCAGCAUGGAGCCACCAGUGAAGAGGAAACUGAACAAGAAGAUGAUCACCGUCCGACUCCAGCUGUAUCCUGUCAGCCGCCUACGACUGAGGAAGACAAGGAAAACUAUGAUGCUCUUCCACCGAACUCCUCCAUCACACCGUCUAGUGCUCAUGACCGUCUCUCGCAAGCCCUUCAGUCUGAUAACGGAACUCUGCUUCACAGAACGACGACCCCUCUUCAUAAAAGGUCGAGCAGCCGGGAGGUUAUCGACGUGCAUGCAUCCGGGGUAAUCUCCUCUCAACAGAUCGUCAGGGAUUCCCAGCCGUCCCCCGACACAUAUGAACAUGGAAAGAGCGAAAGGAGUGCAGGAGUGCAACCGGGGCCGCAGAGAUCUCCGGUUUCCAACAUCCCAGCGCAAGGCCAUGUUGCAUCACCAACCGAAGAUGCUUUUGAUGUCGAAAAAGUAGCCUCUUCUCCUGUGGGCGGACAGACUUUCCUUUCGUCUCCCCCGCCAUCAAAAGACGAUAAGUCUCGACGGGCACUUCAUCGCCGCCAGGUCGAAUUGAAAAGCCCGGUUCCUCGAAGGGCUGUCUCAAUAAGCUCAGAAGGUUCCCCGACACCUCUGCCUUUCAAGAGGUCGCUUAACUUUGUCCCCAAAAUCAGUAGCCAAGAUGGGACCGCUGAUACGACCGGCAACAUCGCUGGUACAGAUACGAAAGAAAAGUCUUCCUCAAUGCCUUCCCGUGUCGCAGAAACUCCCAUGCAUAGACCUGCAGGGCUUUCUGAUCACGCGGUUCCUGGGACGCGAAUACUGGAGACUAGUCCUCGACGCAUAGUGAAUGACACCCUCACUAGUGAGGCUGCAGAUGCUGUCAGUGUAGGUGAAGAGGACGACGAGCUGCCUCCCAUGUAUCAAGAACAUCGCGAAGGCAUGGACUGUUCUGGUACAGCAAGUCAACGAAGCCACCUCACAGAGAGACCACAUCUCAACGCGAAGAUCCUGUCUAGUCCAAGCGGCAGACAACGGAGAGCACUGACUGAAAUCGCUUCUGACCUGUCACCGUUUACCCCUACUGGGUUUCUCGAUGUGGACAUCAAUCUUCUUACUGCUGAUGACAAAGAGUUCACCUCAGUGGUCGGCUUCUCACCGAUCCCACACAGAAAGAAGCGACGCGGCAAUGAUGGCAAGAAUAUCUAUGCCUCCGACCCUAUAGUCCCUCUCACACCGCGGCCAUUGGCGCCCAGAGUCAACACCUCUCUUGUCGCCACAAAUGAAGUACAGGCUCCUGACCUUCCCGCAGCCAAUCCUCAACAAGCUGACGAGGCCCAGCAAGUCGAAGCACAGCAGGACGAGCCUGAGUCAUCAGAGCCUAUCGUGGGUAUUAAUGCCAUACAGCGUCGGCGACCGGCCUCAUGGAGACGUGCUGAAACUGUUUGGGAGGUCGAUGCAUCUCCUGAGAAAAAUGUACAGAAAGCGCUGGACAUAAGGAAGUCGAGACUCUCUUCACGAUCUGAAACUCGGACAGCACAGGAGAAAGGAUUGCGGAAAUCUCUAGUAGCGAAGGCAGUUGUGAUUCAUAAUCAAAGCCCUACAUCAACUCCUACUAUACCGGAAAGUUCCGACCCCCUACAUGGAGGACACUCUUCCCGGGCCCCGAGUAAUUCCCAGUCCUCCAUGCCUGAGAUUUCUGUACUCGCUCCCAAUCAGGUCUUUGCCUGCUUCAACGGAUUCAAGCGAGCCUAUUAUCCUGCUACAUGCCUGGGAAUGUCAAACCUGAGUGCCCAGUCCAAGUACAUGGUUAAGUUCGAAGAUGAUACCACUGAUCAUGUCUUGGCCGGCACACUGAAAAGAUUGGAAUUGCGUAUAGGAGACUCCGUGAAGGUGGAUAUGCCAAACGUUCAGAAAGUCACUCAUAUCGUACGUGGCUUUGGCGACCUCUUGAGCCCAGAAGAACUUGAUCGACAAGAGAACGGAUCGAGACCGAUGACAGAUGUAUACGGGUACUCUUCCAUGAUACUAGCACCCAAGCAACGCAGGAGUCCCCGCAAGGGCAGUUCAGGCGCCGCUGGGAACCUUAUCAAGGUUCCUAUUUCGCGGAUUUAUCUAGACACUAUCCUCUGGAACCAGCUAAAAGACAGACAAUUCUCCUUCACACCGGGAAAAGAUGGACUUACAGCAGACACACCAGACGUCAACUCUGCUCCUGCAACACCAAACUCCAGACUCUCUCGGAGUAUCAUUGUCCAAGCUGGUCUCUUCGCAGGAAUGGUAUUUGCGGUCUCUUACGUGGAGAAUGAACAUUCAAAGUCCCACAUUAUGAAGUUGAUAGUAGAGAACGGCGGUCGGCUACUGAGAGACGGAUUUAAUGAGCUGUUUGAGUUACCCUCCAGCGCAGCAGCAGCUAGCCCGGUCAAGUCACCCGGCUCGAACUCGAUUGACCAUUCAGAAAAACAAUUCCGCCUGGUCGCAGGUGCAGAGGCCGUCGGUUUCGCCUGUCUACUCGCCGACAAACACUCCCGCCGUGAGAAGUAUAUGCAAGCCUUGGCACUCGGUCUCCCUUGUCUUUCAGGACGGUGGAUAGAAGAUUGUGUGAAGCAAAACCGUAUUCUAGACUGGGACAUGUAUCUUCUUCCCGCGGGAGAGUCGAUGUACCUCAAUGGGGCCACGAAGUCCAGAAUCCUUACACCAACUUCUGCGUCUACGGCACGAUUAACAGACACCAUCGCCGCGAGACCUAAGUUACUGGAGGGACAGUCUGUGCUCAUUGUCAUGGGUCGCGGAAAAGCGGAGGAAAGGAAGAAAGCAUAUAUCUUUCUAACAUACGCUCUAGGUGCCUCUCGGGUCGAGCGGGUCCUCGAUCUGAAUGCAGCCAAGGCAAUGCUUAUGGAUCAACAAAAGGAAUCCUCCCCAGCUUGGGAUUGGAUCUACGUCGACGAUCACGAAGAAGCUGCUGCCAAGACCAUGAUUCUCGGUAGUUCCGAGGGUGCACCUCUGAAGCCGCAUUCAGGACGAGGGAGAAAGCGAAAGAGACCUCUUCCUGUACAGGCAGUCAGCGGAAGCGGUAUUAGGCUCAACACGAACAAUAUCCGGAUAGUGGGCAACGAGUUCGUCUGCCAGAGUCUGAUACUGGGUAGAUUAUUUGAUGCAUAGUUGUGUGCUGCUUUUUGGGGCGCCUGCUAGACACGGACGGUUACCAUGAUGAUGUACCGUGUGUUUUUUUUUAUUUUUCUGGUUUUUUUGUUAAAGGAUACCUGCUCUGUAUCUGAGCUAUGUUUAUUGUCGAAGAGGCAAAAGUAGGAUACCCCUUUGGUCUCCAGUGGCGGCCAAGAUGUCAUAAAUGUCACUAAAGAGAAUAUUGCCAG